AUGGAAGUUUCCAAUGUUUUAUUGCGUUUAGCUGAAAAUGGGAACGGCGUUGAAGCAGGUGAGAGCCACGAGGAAGUCAUGGAUACGGGGAGCGCAGAGUCAGCGAAGAAAACUGGAGAUGCUGUCAAAAUGGAUACCUCAAAAGAGCUGGUCAUUGUAGACGAACCAGCAGCAGAUGCCGCCACGAUUGCAAAUGACGAAGAGAUGCUGGAGGAUCCACUGAUAGACGUGCCAGCUGAAAACGCGGCGCCAACUGCUAAAUCAGCCGUUACAGUUACAUCUGCUGCCAAGACUCCAGUGCAGGCUCCGCUGAACGAUGACAGAGAGAAAGACAUCGCUUCGCGCUCGAUUUGGGUUCGCGGCCUGACAUCAGCCACGAAAGCAGCCGAUCUCAAGGUGUUAUGCACAGAGUUCGGUAAAGUGGUACGCGCCAAAAUAUAUACUUCAAAGAAGCAGACGACGUCGGCAUGUUAUGGAUAUGUGACCAUGGCCGAUACUGCAGCUGCCGAAAAAGCUGCCGCUGCUCUGCACAAGACACAAAUCAGAGGACGGACGAUUUCUGUGGAGAAGGCGGAUAGAUCGAAAGUACCGGCUGUUAAAUCUGCCUCUUCUGCUGCUCCUGCAAAGAAAGACGCCGCCAGCGAUUCAUCUGCUACUCCUAAACGUGACUCUGACAGAAAAAGCGCAGACGACACGAACAAGUUUGCAAAAGCCGCAUCGGUUACCUCAGAAAAAUCUCACGGUGAAUCAAAAGAGGGAAAGAAGGCUGGAUCAACGACUUCAACGCAGAAACGCGACGAUGCGCGCGGUAGCGACAGAAAACGCGAUGACAGAGAUCGACGUUCGACGAAUAGCGAACGACGCGACAGUGAGAGACCAUUCAAAUCGGAUUCGAAGCGUGAGCCGUUUAGACGAGGUCCAGCGCGUGACCCUCGCCGGGAUUCCCAGAGAACUAUCUCUGCUGCACGUCGUUUCCCUGGAUCGACUCGAGGUGUACCCUCUCGUGGUAGUCUACGGGGGCGCAUUACUCGUCCGGGCGAUAGGGCUAAUAGCUAUCUUUCAAUUCGACGCCCUGAAGCAAUGAGUCAACGUGAUCUUCUGACAUUAAUGCGUCGAAAAGAGGAAGAACAUCGACGUCGUGAAGCGGAAAUUGAAAAAGAGCGUGCACUUGAAAGAGAACGUGAACGCAUACGAUUUGAACGUGAACAACUGGAAAAAGAGCGUUUGCAAUUGCAGCUUCAGGCAGCUCUUCAGCAGCAAAAACUUGCUGCUAUGAACUCAUCUCGCACGAAGGACUCCUAUCUGCCAUCA
Strongylus vulgaris is the source of this 1311-nucleotide messenger RNA. NCBI's taxonomy places the organism in Eukaryota, Metazoa, Nematoda, Chromadorea, Rhabditida, Strongylidae. The record is from the annotation of a GenBank genome assembly.